AUGUUUAGCUAUCUAAUCGUCUUCCUUAAAGCCGAUUAUACAGAUAGUAACAGAGAAAUAACACAAUCCACACUAAAUGGAAAUCCAUAUAAUGCGAAUACUCAGCAUUAUCUUUUCCAAUACGUCACCUUUAGUAACAUUAAUCAUUAUGGAAAAUAUAUUAUUAAUUCAGCGAAGUAUAUGCUGAAAAUGGAACAUUGUUCAAUGUACAAUUGCCAAACAUCAAGUGAAGGUGUUAUUUAUGCUAAUAAUGCUCAAAGAAUUGAGUUAUCAAAUUUUUGCUUCAAAAAUUGUGUUGCAACUGCAACUAAUGGAGCAGUUCUCCACGUAAUAACAAACCCAUCCGAGAUAACCAAAAUCGAUAACGUUGCAAUUAGUGGAGUUAAUAAUGGAUAUUUUGGUAUUGAUGGACGAAGAUGCGAGAUCAGAUUUUUAAACUCAUCAUAUAGUUCACCAUCCCUACAAAUGCUAAACAUUGUUAGCUUAAAUGCAAAUGUAUUUGCAAAUUGUUAUUGCAUUGACAGUACAUCUUAUUACUCCGGAGCUUUAUACCUAGAGAACAUGAAUGGAAAUAUUCUAAGAGAUGCUCUUUUCUACAAAAACAAAAAUAAUGCUUUGGUAUUAAGAGGAUGCUCAGCUUCUAUUUCAAAUUGUGGUUUCGCUUAUAAUGAAAUGGACAUUUCAUUACAGUCAUCAUCUGUUACAGUCUAUUCAUCCUUAUUUACAGAUUUUACUUCAAAUAACAAGUACAAUGUCAAUUUUGGUGAUUCCUAUUCAAAGACAAAAGGUGAAGGCAUUCCGCAGAUAGAUUUUAAUAUUCAUAACCCUCUUGGUGAUUCCAAUCGUCAAUACAGAUACCAACAAAUACCAUUAGAUGGACCUCCAUAUGCUGAAUAUAUUCCAACACCAAUAUAUAGAACAAUUAUAGUCACACAUUAUGUAACAGCAUAUGAAACACCAUUUUCUACUGCAGUUUCAACAGCAUAUGAGACACCAUUUUCUACUGCAGUUUCAACAGCAUAUGAGACACCAUAUACAACAGCUCAUUCAACAGCUGCUGAAACAGUUUUUGAAACUCCAUUCUCAACAGCAUCAACAACAGCAUAUGAGACACCAUAUACAACAGUUCAUUCAACUGCUGCUGAAACUGCAUUUGACACUCCAAGUUCAACCGCCUCAAGUACAGCAUAUGAGACACCAUACACCACUGUAUUUGAGACGCCUUAUCAAACUGUCUAUGAAACUCCAUAUACAACAGUUUAUCAAACAGUUUUUGAUACUCCAUAUUCAACUGCAUUUUCAACAGUUUAUCAAACUGCUUCUAUGACACCAUUUUCAACAGCUUAUCAAACUGCAUGUGAGACACCAUUUACUUCAGCAUUUGAAACAGCUCAUCAAACAGUAGCUGAGACACCUUUUUCAACAGCUUAUAAUACUGCCAAAGAAACACCAGGAAAUACUCCAAACAUCACACCAGAACUCUCUGCUAAAGAAACACCAAUGAAUACCCCAUAUAUAACUAUGGCCAUAACCCCUAAUGAUACACCUUAUAUAACUCCAAGCAUUACAAAUAUAAAAACUCCUCAUGAGACAGCAGCAUACACACCAGAUGAAACAUUUUUUCGAACUCCUUAUCUUACAGUGCUUUCAACUGUACACAUGACAGCUCACGAAACACCCGUAAUUACGUUUGCGCAAACUCCUGAAAUAACCCCUGUGGGUACUGUUAAUGAAACACCAUUUAUCACGGCUAAUGAAACACCUGAAUAUACACCAGUUCUCACUCCAUUAGAAACUCCAAGUAAAACACGUAAUCCAAAUUGCGUAUUGGAUGAGGAGAAAAUAGAACACAGAAAGCGAUAUAAAAGAAUCAAAGUUAUUUUUGCCUUUGGUCAAGGCAUAAAUAACAUCUAA
Messenger RNA from Trichomonas vaginalis G3, 1914 nucleotides. RefSeq names its product bifunctional inhibitor/lipid-transfer protein/seed storage 2s albumin superfamily protein family. The record is from RefSeq and is a predicted model, not a curated record. Bases 1 to 1914 code for a protein of 637 amino acids. NCBI's taxonomy places the organism in Eukaryota, Parabasalia, Trichomonadida, Trichomonadidae. The transcript has a single exon.